AUGGCAUCACUAGAAGCAAUAAGCAAAGUGAGAAUAGGGAGGACGACGACGUACCGCAAAGGCACCGAUACGGAGCUGCUCGCCGUCGGAAGCGAAGCUGCGAUGGCGGCCAAGCUGAUCGUGAUUGGGGCUGACGGCGGCAGCGAAGGUGGCAGGCAGGUCUUCCGCGCCGGUCGGCUCUCCGUGCGCAUGAUCCGGGUGGCGUCCUCCCCGGUGUGCUUGGUCAGUUGCAUGGUCAGGGAUCACCAGUGGACUCUGGCCGGGGACGCGGUCGUCCUCCGCGUAGCGCCGCGCAUGUACGUCUUUCCCAUGCCGGGCUUCUGCUACGGUCUCGCGUUGCCCUGCGGCGGUGCGUACGACGACGAGUGCCGGACGCUGGAGGAGAUGCUGCUCAGGUUUUGCGCCUUCCGGUGCCUCGAAAGCUCUUCUUCUCGGCGGAGAGGUGAAUCAGGUGAUGUCUGGUCGCAUGCCUUCGAGGAGGUCAAGAAGCUCGCCUCUGUUACUGUCACCAGUGAUGCAAGCAGUAGCAGCACCGGCCCUGCAUCGCCGGUCUCCGCCGGGAGAAGAGAAAUCCAGCGGGCGGUAAGAACGUCGGCGGUAGUGAAGCUGCUCUCCAGGUCGCUGCUCACUGGCGCCCUCGACACGCGUAAGCACCUCGACCUAACCGUCGGCGCCUCCCUCCCCAGCAUGCAGAUGACAGCGGACCUUUUGGACAUGAUUGAGACGGGGCGACGAGGGGCGCUGGCGGCGCCUAGUGGGCUCUGGUGCAUCAACGACGAAGGGAUGAAGCUGCUGCUCGUGAUACUCUCCGCAUGCAGCACCGUGGAGAAAAGGAAAACGCCACAACUGGAGACGCUGAACGAGGAGGAGGAGGAGCUGAAGGAGGAGGCGGCGGCAGUCACCGCCGCCCAUGCAGAGGAGUAGGACGUCAGCGGCGUACCAACCCAAAUUCACAUUGUUCGACUUAGCAUUUCGGUUAAGCCCUCCUUAAAGCAGUUCAACCGACAAACCUACCAUUGAACUCAGCAAUCGAGCUCUUCUCAACUAGCCGAAACAACUAGUAAAGUUUUACAUUUGUUAUAGUUAAAGAUCCACCACGAUUUCUAAUUAGGUGGGAAAGGUAAAAUAACACGCAGUAAAGAUGGUAAGGCACGUCACAGACACGAUGUGAUGUCCAUUACAUUAAAUAUAGCUAGCUACCAUUCAACUCCUUGUAUCAUACGCAUUUUUUUUUGCUAAAAAAAAGAUAACACAGA
Molecule: messenger RNA, 1256 nt
Organism: Zingiber officinale
Lineage: Eukaryota; Viridiplantae; Streptophyta; Magnoliopsida; Zingiberales; Zingiberaceae
Exons: 2
Coding region: 1-924 (307 amino acids)
Cellular component (GO): plasma membrane
Source: RefSeq, a predicted model, not a curated record